This is a messenger RNA of Podarcis muralis (Common wall lizard), 1052 nucleotides long. NCBI's taxonomy places the organism in Eukaryota, Metazoa, Chordata, Lepidosauria, Squamata, Lacertidae. The record is from RefSeq and is a predicted model, not a curated record.
AUGGCUGCCUUGCUGGAUUCCCAGAACCGUUACAUUUGUGGUGGAUUCCUCGUGGGAGAACAGUGGGUCAUGACUUCUGCACGCUGCACAAAUUUUGAUAAGGUUGUCCUGGGAGCACAUUACCCCACAUUUGCCAUAACGUAUCACAGCAUGGCCAAAUCCUACAAGCACGAAAAUUAUACGUUUAAGGAUAGCACCUUUUCAAAUGAUAUCCGUCUGCUCAAGCUGCAGUCAAAGGUUCGUCUGAAUGAAAACAUUCACAUCCUGCCAUUGCCAACAUCUAGCAGUGACCUCUCUGAGGGGACAGCCUGCAGUGUGGCCGGCUGGAGCCCGAAUCAGGAAGAUUGCCCAUAUAUGCCCUAUGAGGCCGACGGGGAGAUGGGUGAUCCUUUGGUGUGCAAUGGCGUAGCGCAUGGAAUCCUCUCCUACAGCAACCCCUGCCCUCCUGCCGUUUACACUCGCAUCGCCCAGUACCUUCCUUGGAUCAGGAAACCAUGGCCAAGUGAAGAGGAGAAGGAAGACCUCCUCCUUCUUCUUGCCUUUAAUGCUUCUGCUUGCUACAUAAGCCGUUUGGCUUGAAUCCUGCAACCACACACACACACACUGACCCCCUCAACAGCUGCAAACGUAUCAGGUGUUUCGUACACAAUUCGGUUUCCACAAGUUCCUUCAGUCCCUCCCCAACCCCUUCAAGAAAACCGCUCACCUCCUUUCCCUGACCGCGUUCCCCAUCGUACCUCUUCCCUCAAACUUCACUGCUCCAUCUCUCUCCUCUGAAAAAAGAUGCCCUUCUUCUCCUUUAGAACUGUUCUGUCCCUUCUCUCUCCCUGUCCCCAUACGGCCGGAACAAUCUCUCAGAGCACCAUACGCCUCUGUCUCCCUGAAGCGACUCCUCCUACCCUGCCUGGUUUCUCCUAAGGCAGGGAAAAGGGACCUCUGGCCUUCUCGAUGUUGCUGAGAUGCAACUCCCGUUAUCCCUGGCCAUUGGCCAUGUUUGCUGCAGUUGAUGGGAAUCCAGCAAUCUUUGGAGGACCAAAGAUUCCUCACUGUUG